AAUAUUUACACUGAACGGACGGUGUAGUCACCGGGCUCCAAACCCUUCAAUUAAAAUUCAGCCCUAUGGAAAGGCUUUACUCCCCGAACUCGUUUCAAACCAGAGUCGCUAACGGAUACAAGAGCCAAAACCUGCUCAAUGCUAGCACAAUUCCGCUAACGGAGCCGCCGCCGAUCGUUGACAGUUUCAAAUUCUUGGUCAACAAUCUACGAAUCGAUUUGCCGAAGGCUUCUCGAGCUUCUAUCCGGUAUAUCCGUUCAUCUUGAGCUCGGAGUUUGGGGGCAUGACUGUUCUGAGUAAUCGAAUGGUUUUCAGGCGCCAACAAUCGUCUUCGCACCACCCAGGCUCAUAUCAGAAUGGCGCAUCGUGCUCGCUAUGCAAAGAGGCGAGGGAGUGGCUCCGCUCUUCGUUCUGCCGGAGGAUUGUAAUUGAGCGACCAGAUUUUCUCGCCUGUGGCAUUUCAGCGCUCAGCGGAUGACAGAACGUCUCUUGCGAUCACUGGAAGCAGCGCGUACUAGGAAGCAAGAUCCUGGUCCCUGAUGCGCACAAUCGGUGUUUCAGACGAUUUCAAGAUCUGGUGUCGGCGCUCCUCCACCGUCAUGCGCAGCAGUUCUGCACUUUGUCCGCUUCUGGUCCUUGCGCUGCCUGUGAUUGCUCUCAAGCUCGAUCUCAAGCGAGCAGCCACGAGCGGAAUCAACAACAACCUGAUUAACAAGGACAACAUUCGCUACACGACCAACAUUACAAUCGGAGGACGCGUUGUGAAUGUUGUGCUUGACACGGGAAGCACCGAUCUCUGGGUGAUGCCUCCAGACGGCCUCUCGGCAUUCCAGGACACCGGAAUCAGUACCAAGAUCGUGUACGGAAACGGAUACGAUUAUGUCGCGGGGGAUAUUGGCACUGGAGAAUUUCAGCUCGAUAACUACAUCGUCCCCAACCAGGCCUUCUUGAACGUCAACGACGCUUCCACUGCCGAGCAAGGCGACUUCCAACUGGGCAUAUACGGCGUCUGGGGACUUGGUUUCAACACUCCGGGGUCCUCCAGAAUCAAUGACGCGGUCACCCAGGCCUAUGGCUCUUCAGCCACGUGGGGCCAGUCUGCGCUCGCCAACAUCUUUGCCCAAGAUCCGACCAAGGCCGAUUACAUUGCCUUCUCUCUUUCGCGCAAUGGAGACUCCACCGGCUCGGCCGAUGCUUCGUUGGCGAUCGCAGAGUACGACACCCACUAUAAUCAGGUCGCCAACGCACCCAGACUCUCUCAGUCGCCGCCCGGUUCCGGUUCCUGGACUGUCACGCUGGAUUCCAUCUCAGUCGGGGGAAAGAAACUCAACUGGCCGACCACCUUGCAAAAUGUUCCGCGCGGCAAGAAUAUUGUCGCUGUCGACACUGGCACGACCAAUGCGAUGUUGCCUGCAGCGCAGAUCGCGGCUAUCUACGGCUCGAUCCCCAACGCCGUCUUUGCGGCGAACACUCAAUUGCGCAUCCCGCAGACCCAGUACAGCUCGACGACCGGAGUCUGGGUCGUGCCUUGCACUGCGAGCAUUAGCGUCUCGCUCACAUUCGGCGGCCAGACGUUCCCUAUUCAUCCUCUAGACAUGACCGAUAUCCAGAUUGUCGCGUCGCCUGACGGCAAGAGCCAAUACACCGUCUGCAUCGGUUCCUUCACGGAUGUAGGCACGAUAGUGUCCGGUUUCAGCGACGGACUCGUGGGCGACAGCUUCUUGCGCAACGCAUACACUGUAUUCGACUUUGCCACCGGUGGCAAUGUUCCCCCCGGGACUACACCUUUCGUUCAGAUGCUGUCUGUGACAGAUGCCACCAAAGCUCAGGCCGACUAUCUCUCUGUUCGACGAGCUCUUUUGAGCAGCUACCCGCCCGAGCUCAGCCCCGCUCAAUUUGUCCAGAUUUUCGGUUAGAUCUUGGGAAUUCUCUGCCAGUUUUACAAUAGUUCUCCAUCCAGAAUCCUCUUUGCUCUGUAUAAUUGCUGGUAUCUAAUUCUCCUAGUUGAAAUACUUUUAAUGAACUUUCCGUAUGCGAUUACUUUGCCAACUGCUCG
Molecule: messenger RNA, 2056 nt
Organism: Mycena citricolor
Lineage: Eukaryota; Fungi; Basidiomycota; Agaricomycetes; Agaricales; Mycenaceae
Source: the annotation of a GenBank genome assembly